GGACAGCUGGACCCACACAGCCGCUACACAACAGUCCCGCCCGGAGGCACGACUCUGCAGUCGCACGUUAGUUUGCGCGGACGACCAGCGGACACCAUGGCUGAGAGUGAGAAUAUGUUUCUCAGGGCGAAGCACCGCACGUUCAGCGGAUUGACUGAAGAUGCGGAGCGUGAGUGGAAGGGACCAUUUUGCUUCAUCCAAGCUGCAGACCCCCAGCUUGGGUUGAUGAAGGCCUGGAGGGACGGAGACUGCGAUGGUGGCGGGGACGAAUGGGCUGAGGAAGUUGAGUUGACUAAACAGGCUGUGGAGGCUGUUAACCAGCUCCGACCAAGGCCAAGGUUCAUGGUGCUGUGUGGUGACCUCGUCCACGCCAUGCCAGACACGCCAUUCAGAGACGGUCAGGAGCGAGACCUGAAGGCGGCCCUGAAGGGGACGGAUCCCUCCAUCCCGCUGGUGUUCGUCAGUGGGAACCAUGACCUAGGGAACACCCCCACACCCGGCACUGUGGAGCAGUACUGCAAUGCUUGGGGGGACGACUAUUUCAGCUUCUGGGUGGGUGGAGUUCUCUGCCUGGUUCUGAACUCCCAGUUGUUCUACGACGCCUCGGCCUGCCCUCAGCUGAAGGAGGCUCAGGAGACCUGGCUGGAGGCGCAGCUGAGCAGGGCCUCCUCCUCCUCCUCAACGGAACCCAAACCCAAACAUGUCCUGGUAUUCCAGCACAUUCCUCUGUAUCUAGAGAGCCCAGAUGAAGAGGAGCAAUACUUCAACCUGCAGAUGGUGGUCCGACAAAACCUGCUGGACAGGUUCAAGAAGGCAGGGGUGAAAGCGGUCUUCUCCGGCCAUUAUCACCGAAACGCCGGUGGCUGCCACGGUGGCCUGGACAUGGUCGUCAGCUCAGCCAUCGGCUGCCAGCUUGGCGAUGACACCCACGGUGUCAGGGUGGUGGUGGUGACUGCUGACGGUGUCAUCCAUCGCUACCACAGCCUAGACCAGCUGAGGGCACAAGGCAUGGACGAGGACCUCAGGAAACUCCUGCAGGCUUGAGGCAAAAGCAGAGAAAUUUGGAUUGUCAACAACAAAGCUGGGUAUUUUGUUGAUUGAUUUGGCUUAAUUUCCGGUUUGGAGCCCCCUAGAGUUGAACUAGACUUGACUUGGUCAACUCAAAAAUGUGUGAUAAUAAAAUCAGUCAUACGUAUACUCUUAAUAGAUCAUUUGCUCCAUUAUGACAAGCUAAACGUACUCAUGAGCUACCUGAAACAGCUGACCAAUUGCCCAGUCUCAAAGUAGAGAUAACACAGUUCUAUUGUAGCACAUAUCGCACAUUUGACCAGAAAUGAGUCAAAAGUAGUGAAUUCAAACCAGCAAAAAUGAGGCGACAUGCCAAUCACACAGUAUAAAGUGUACAGAACCUCAUGAUAAAAUCAAAACUGAAUGUUUUCCUGAGAAUAUCUCUUGAAGAAUUGGAUGUCAUGUCUACACAAAGAGAUCACUGAAUGUGUUUUUAAUCUCGUGGUUCUUUUGUGGAGAAGCACAGUCCUCCUAUAUCUAAAGUAGCAUUACAUCCUCGGGCACCCGCUCUGUCUGUCUGUGCAGUGCAGAUGUUGUCUGUGUAACUUUAAAUAUGUCCAAAGUUUUACAUCAUUAAAGGAAGAUUCCACUCUAACAAAUACCAUAAACCUCAUUUAAAACAGCUGCUAGAGGUGAUCUCUGCAGUUCAAGACACAUCAUGUUGUUGUUUGCUUGUGCAGCUUUCUUCCUGUUUCUACAGGUGACUGUGGUCACAGUGCAAAGUGAAACAAAAGACCAACGGCACAUGUUUAGUAAAUUCACUUCAGGACUGUUUUUACAGGCACCACAGGAGAAGUAAUAAAUAGAUCAGAUUUAAAUUCUUCAUCAGUUUCAGAUGAUAAAAGUCUGGAGUUUUCCUUAAAUGAUCCUAAACUGUCUAGCUGUCAUAGCUAUACUCUGUUUGCUGUUGCUGCAGUCUAAUGCCUUGUUGGCCAUCCUAUGCAAGCUAUCCACAUCACCAUAUUGUGUGUUUGUGUUUUUAUGUUUUUUAGUGUGGUACAUUGUUUGACUGACCUCUGAUCAGAUUAGAGCCGAGUAAAGCUGAUAAAAACAACUGUCCACCCAGUAUGGUAUUUAAAUAUAUGUUGACUUAAGAGAUUAUAUUUAACCUGCGCUAAUAAUUAUAACAACAAUGACAAUCUUGUGUUUGACAAAAGCUCAUUUUAAAGUCAUUCUCUGAUCGUUGAUUUAAACCCCUAAAAGCUCAUCUCUGUGCAUCAGAAUUAUAUAUAUUUUUAGAUUAAUUUUUUCCUAUGAAAACAAUCCCUUCCUACCUUAAUAAGGCGUAGAUGUGAAGCCCCUGCUUCUCUACACCUAUCCGUGUAGCUCGAGCACACCAGCUCACCUGAGACUGUCAUCGGUACUCAGCAAUGGCGUUGACUGCUUAUUUCCUUCAUGAUAUGUCUUCCAGCAAAGAUAAAACACCUUGUGGGCAUGUUAACAAGCUAAAAACCUUGAGUUUACUGGAGAGGGUCUUUAAAGUUAUUAUUAUUCCCACAGUUUGAGUCCCGCUUGAUGAGCAACGCCUCUUCUAGAUGAUUCUUUUAGCACCAACACACCAUCUCUCCUGAGACUGCUUCACUAUAAGAGCCACUCUGUGUUUUGCCAGUCAAAUACUUGGAAGGUAAAAGAGCAGCAACUGGAGGAAAUGUUGGUCUUGCAUUAGCAGCAGCUUUGAUACAGGAUUCUGAGAAGGCUGAUAUCUGUGAGAUAAAAUUAUAAACUGUAUGACCUGCUGCAUUUCUUUACAUCUGAAGCCCGUGUUGGAACGGCAGACCCUGCUACUAGCACAAAACUCUUAGAUUAAUGGGUUAUUACAAACACAAUUGAAUGGAAUCAUAACAAGUGUCAAUGAGGGUGUUUGAUUUAAUUGAAGUCUCAAGAAAUAUUUGGAAUUGCAUCAGAUUCCUCCACAACCAGCAAAUUGCUCUUCAGUGCAAGUGUUGCAGCAUCCACUUGGUGGCUCCCAGUUACACGUUUAUUAAAGCAUAGAUCAAACUGACCGUGAUUUUCCCUCGCUGCCGUGCAAAUAUUUCACCAUUAGACCACAGUUUCAGCUUGAGAUUUACGAUGCAGCAGCUCAAAUUUAAAGCACACCUAAUCACUUUAAUCUGCACACGGCUCGGGUCCUCGCUGCAAACUGCACAAGCUGAAGUGCUCAGUAAAUAAAAUGAAUGAAGUGUAAUUGUGUCGUUAAAAGCCAAACUAAAGGAGGUGUCAGACUGAUGUAACACAGUAAUAGUAAUCUGUGAUCUGUUGGUGAUUACUGGUGGGAGGAGGACAGUAUUUCCUGACUGUUUAGUCAGAGCUAAAACAACCUCACAGUGUUACACUCCGCUCGCUGCGGGCUGAUUUGGGAGCUCACAGUCCUGAAAUUGUCUUUAAAAUGGACAUUUCUGCAACAAAAUGACUUUCUCUCUGAGCCCUAAAUGACUCUACUCGAUUACACUUUCCACACAGACUCUCACACUCGCCCUGACCGACUGGGAACGGAAGAGGGUUGUCAUGGCAACCCUUUAGCAACACAUCUGUGUGUCUCGGAGAGAGACGGCCAGUGUGGGGGGGUGGGGAGAAAGCGUACGUACUCCCCCGUCUGUGUGUGCGUCCGUCCGUGGUCUGGUGGGUUCUGUAGGUGAUUUUCCAUCAGCGACGCGAUCACUGACCUAAUUUCACACUGACGGAUUCCGUCUCCUCCAAAAAAAAGUCAGCAUGUGAUGGAGGGAGGAGGGGGCGUCUAAGAGGAAUGGAUAAUGAGUGUGAUGUGUGAAAGACGAGUCAGUCCAUCUCCUUCAUUUCCUGUCUGAGAAGGAACCUUAUGUCCUUAUCUAUUUUUAUAUCCUCAUGGUAGCCGAGCUCAGUCACAUUGUUCGUUAUCUUUUUGUGCGUGUGUGUGUGUGUGUGUGCGUUUGAAUUUGUUUUAGAGCACAUUCGCUCAAAGAAUUUGGGGAACAUCACACACUUUGACUUGUUCCUGUGUUGAAUUCUAAUGAAUGACCAUACUGAACACCAUGACUGUGAUGACCUGUUGUAUUUUUAUAAUAAAUGUUGAUUUUAUCUAAUGAU
Stegastes partitus (bicolor damselfish) is the source of this 4131-nucleotide messenger RNA. RefSeq names its product calcineurin-like phosphoesterase domain containing 1 (gene cpped1). Gene Ontology annotation, molecular function: hydrolase activity. Lineage: Eukaryota; Metazoa; Chordata; Actinopteri; Pomacentridae. The coding region runs from base 97 to 1044 and encodes 315 amino acids. The record is from RefSeq and is a predicted model, not a curated record. The transcript is spliced from 6 exons.